AUGGGACUGUUUUAUAUUUUGAUAAGAAAAGCGUGCAAAUUGAUCGGAAAGCUAGAUAAGAAGAAAGACGGUCGUCAUAUAAGUUUGAAAUUAACUCUUUGGAAACAUAAUUUGAAAAAUGGUUCCAUGAGUAAAAAACUCGUAAAAGAUAACACAUUCUUUGCAAAUUAUAACAUCCCGAAGCAGUCAACGUUAGAGUAUCCUGGUGGUGAAUUGUGCCUUCACAAAGGAAGGAAACCACUGAUUGGCUACAUCAAUUAUCCAAUGAAUUAUCCCUACCAUCAGCGGAAAAUCUCAGAUCAGAAAACUAGACAUUGCAAUUAG
Molecule: messenger RNA, 324 nt
Organism: Loa loa (African eye worm)
Lineage: Eukaryota; Metazoa; Nematoda; Chromadorea; Rhabditida; Onchocercidae
Exons: 3
Coding region: 1-324 (107 amino acids)
Source: RefSeq, a predicted model, not a curated record